Molecule: messenger RNA, 2133 nt
Organism: Cydia pomonella (codling moth)
Lineage: Eukaryota; Metazoa; Arthropoda; Insecta; Lepidoptera; Tortricidae
Exons: 2
Coding region: 22-1011 (329 amino acids)
Source: RefSeq, a predicted model, not a curated record
AGUUUUAUUUUCCAGACCAGUAUGUUCUUAGCUACUCUCCAAUCGUAUAGCCAAAGUUAUAAAAUAAACAUGUUUUUAUAUAUCCUCUUUGCUCUUCUGGCGACAAGCUUAGCACGACCUCCCCAUGAUUUCGAAAUAAGCCCAGAUGUAGCAAUAGCAAACGUAAUUGCGAGAACUCCUGCUCCACUGAACGUGAUAACAGUGCCAACGAAUUGCCCUGAUGGUCAGGAAUACAUCAAUGGACAAUGCCGUGAUGUUUGGAGAGCAUCAGACAAUAUUGGCAGAACCCCUGCUCCACUGAACGUGAUAACGGUGCCAACGAAUUGUCCUGAUGGUCAGGAAUAUAUCAAUGGACAAUGCCGUGAUGUUUGGAGAGCAUCAGACAACAUUGGCAGAACCCCUGCUCCACUGAACGUUAUAACGGUGCCAACGAAUUGUCCUGAUGGUCAGGAAUACAUCAAUGGAGAAUGCCGUGAUGUUUGGAGAGCAUCAGACAAUAUUGGCAGAACCCCUGCUCCACUGAACGUUAUAACGGUGCCUACCAAUUGCCCUGAUGGUCAGGAGUACAUCAAUGGAGAAUGCCGUGAUGUUUGGAGAGUAUCAGGCAAUAUUGGCAGAACCCCUGCUCCACUGAACGUUAUAACGGUGCCUACCAAUUGCCCUGAUGGUCAGGAGUACAUCAAUGGAGAAUGUCGUGAUGUUUGGAAAGCAGAAUAUAUUGGCAGGACUCCUGCUCCACUGAACAUGAUAACCGUUCCAACGAAUUGCCCUGCUGGUCAAGAAUAUAUCAAUGGAGCAUGCCGUGAUGUUUGGAUCAGAAUUAAUUCAAAAUUUUCACUUUUAGAGGACUCGGCCCCAGAAGUUGAAGAUCAGCCAAAUAAAGAAAUGGUGAAACCAGUCAAUAUCUUCAAUUACUAUUCUUGGAAAAAUGUUAUAAGUGUGCCUAACCAAUGCCCGGCGGGAUAUGCACCAGACGCGCUCGGUGUUUGCAGAGAGAUUUGGGUUCUAUAAUUACCUAUAUUAUAUAGACAAUUGAUGUAAAACUUGGCGAUUCAUUGACUGUUGUUAAAAUUUAGAGCAAGAUAUUUAUGUACUUACCCAAAUUUUAAUAAAUAAUCCUGCUAAAAAUGGCCUUUUACGUUAACAGGGGCGGUUAGGUCAUUAAGGUCCAGUUUAGAAUAUUAUUUUAUCCUUUCGGUUUAAUUGGCGCAAUCGUGGGCGCGACAGAUCCAUAUUUCACCGGUGGGAAAAGAUCUGAUGACAAAGUCAAGCAUGUAGCUCACUGGUUUACUCUUUCCUUAACUCUCACUGGUAUUCGACGUAGGUGACGUGAGUAAAGUUCAUCAUGGACAAGCGAACUUGUAACUUGGCUGAUUUUUAUUUUCGUUUAGUUUUUUCGGAAUAAAUAUUAUAUAGAGUUCCCAGUUAUAUAUAAGUGCAAUUUUACUGUCCGUCCUACAAUAUCCUCCUCUGAGCUACGAAAGCGUUAUGGUAUAUCUAUUUUCGUAAAACCAACGGAUAAUUACAUAUAUUUUUGUCCCAAAUUGGUGUUUUGUAUAUAUUCCAUCCAGAAUUAGGAACUCUUCAAAAUUUCCAAAUUUUAUCAAAAUCUGACGAAAAACACUGCAAUUAAAUAAAAUUGGCCCAUCUAGUGUAAAAGAAUCUUCGAAUUGAAGUAAAUAGAAAUUAGUUUUUAUCAAAGCAAGAAAAAAAUUAUUGAUAUCCGAUCAAUCUGCCUAUUUUUCCAUAACUUCCUCCAUCAUUACAACAGCACGGCCAAUUUAAAAAUUCAAUCAAAUGACAAUAAAAUUGGCUCUGCAAUUUUAAGUGCUCACCAAUAUAUACAGCGACAACACAUCAUUCAACUAAAAAUGUUGUUGAUUUUACUUUUUGCGCUUGCGGGAACCACAGCACUCCCUCUUCGAGACAAUGAAGAGAAAUCUCCUGUUCCUGAAUUAACGUCUAAUGCGGCUGCUCCUGUCUGCAAGCCUGAAGAAUGCAGUGAAGUUCGAGUACGAAGGGCAGUGAAUGCCGCAACGCCAGCUUCUCGUUCUUGCUCUUGUCACGGUUAGGCAAGGCUAUUAGUUUUCAUUUUCUAAAUAAAAUAAUGAUGGCAUCAGCAUCACGGCUAUA